Messenger RNA from Coffea arabica (coffee), 2252 nucleotides. RefSeq names its product superoxide dismutase [Fe] 3, chloroplastic. The record is from RefSeq and is a predicted model, not a curated record. Gene Ontology annotation, molecular function: metal ion binding; superoxide dismutase activity. Gene Ontology annotation, cellular component: chloroplast nucleoid. Gene Ontology annotation, biological process: superoxide metabolic process. NCBI's taxonomy places the organism in Eukaryota, Viridiplantae, Streptophyta, Magnoliopsida, Gentianales, Rubiaceae.
UUGAUUGCUUUCUUAAUUUGGUUUGUGUUUGCAGUGAUAAUUUGUUGAGAGGGUGCCAGAGGAAAUUGCUGCUGGUCGAAAUGAGUCGGUCUGCCUUUUGCAGCUCAGGCUCUAAUCUCGUUCCAAAAACUACGGAGGCAUUGAAUCCUUUAAAUAGGCCCAAGAAGCAUCAUUAUCUGAAUGGGAGGCAGAGGACGAACUUGUAUCAGAAGAAUCAUAGAGCAUCAAAAGUUCUUGCUUAUUAUGGGUUAAGAAGCCCGCCCUACAAGCUUGAUGCACUAGAACCAUAUAUGAGCCAAAGAACACUUGAGAUGCAUUGGGGAGAGCAUCAUGGUGGUUACGUCGAUGCUUUGAAUAAACAGCUUGCGAAGAAUGAUUUAUUGUAUGGCUGUACCUUGGAAGAACUCAUUAAAGUGACUUACAAUAACGGAAACCCAUUGCCUGAAUUCAACAAUGCUGCCCAGGUCUGGAAUCACGAUUUCUUUUGGGAAUCCAUGCAACCAGGUGGAGUUAGCUCUCCAAUAUUGGGUCUACUUCAGCAGAUUGAAAAAGAUUUCGGUUCUUUUACCAAUUUCAGAGAGAAGUUUAUAGAUGCAGCUCUAAAGUUAUUUGGAUCUGGCUGGGUUUGGCUUGUUUUGAAAAGAGAAGAGAAACACCUUGCAAUUGUCAAAACAUCAAAUGCUGUCAACCCUCUUGUGUGGAAUGAUAUUCCUAUCCUCAAUUUGGACAUGUGGGAGCAUGCUUAUUAUUUGGAUUAUAAGAAUGACAAAGCCAAAUAUGCGAAUGUAUUUAUGAACCACCUUGUAUCUUGGAAUGCGGCAAUGGCUCGCAUGGCUCGUGCACAAGCCUUUGUAAAUUUAGGCGAACCGAAGAUUCCUGUUGCAUGAGAUUCUUCACACUAUCUUUGAAAGAGUCUUAACUGCUCUCAUAUGCUAAAAGGAGGAUAUUGGAACAAGUGGUUUUGGCAAUUCUCUAUAUGCACUGGAUUGUUGAUCACUCGAAGAUAGUCACAACCAAGUGACAAUCUGGGCUUCUGAAAAGUCGCCAAGGGGAAAAUGACCCUUUUGACGAGCAUUUCCAGAUUUUGCUUUGCUUAAAAGCGGUGUAGUCCUUCUGUUGAGUAAUAGAUGCUCUGAUGCGGUGAUGUUCCAUAAGAAUUCAUUUAUCUUAUUCUGUAUGCCAUUUAUUCUUUGCUUCUCUUAUUACAUGUAGCAGUUUCAUCUUAUGCAUCAUGAGACUGUUCCAAGAUGUUGGUUUUGCAUCAUGAAACAAGCUCCUUUUUUUAGGGUUAAAAACAUAAAAGCCCCCUGUGGUAUAGCUAUUACACAUAAAAACCCCUCGUAGUUUCAAAUCAUACCUAUCGGUACCUCAUGGUUUGAAAAAAAGUGCAUUUUCACGGAAAUCGUUAAUGAAAACACGAUUAUCAACCACGCAUUGAAAAGGAGCGUGGUUGCUUCGGAAAAUGGUUUUUUAACUCAAAGUUUGAGCUGAUAUUCCUCUUGUGCCCUUGACAACUUUUUAAAACCUCAAGCCAAUCAGCUUCUUCGGACUUUGGAGAAACCCAGCUUCUUUGACCGAAGGUCUGCUCAAGCUCUCGUGCCUCAGGAGGAAAAUCUGCAGGCUCGUGCUUCCUUAAGUGCAAGUUUCAAAAGGUAAAAUCUUUAACCAUUUGGAAUAUCAAUAAAUUCUUAUAAUGAACUCUAUAUUUUUGUUUGUGUAAAUAGUGAAGGGAAUAAUUAAGAAACCGUACGAUGAUGUCUUCCUCAAGCUCUCGAUCAGGCAGUGGGGGAAACGGAGCUAGAGAUCUUCGAUACCAGUACAAGAUGUGUAAUUGUUGAAGGAAGGCGAAACUAAAGAUUGUUGAGUCGGGAAAGCCAUCAAAGGGAAUGUUAUAUUUUGUUUGUGAAAAAGAUGAAUGUAGGUUUUUUUCUUGGUGUAAUCCCAUUUACAGAGAUGAACCAGAUCGGGAAAAUCAGUUUGUGAGCCAACCUGUUGCAGAACAUUCCUAUGUGGAUGGCGUGCUCUCAAAAUUGGAAAAUUUGGAUAAUGAGUUGAAGAACUUAAAAUUGCUAGUUAGAGGUUGUGUUAUGGUAUCUGCUUUUUCUGUUUUACUGUUGUUGAUAUCUACCAAAUAAGACUGUGGAAUUUGGUAGCCAGUUGUAUGGAGUUGUUAAAGCUGAUCAUUUGGCUGUUUCAGCUAGAACCUUGUAAUGCUAUGCUUUCUUGAUGAAGUAUAAUUCGACUGUUUCAAC